This is a messenger RNA of Acanthochromis polyacanthus (spiny chromis), 2238 nucleotides long. Its product is annotated as sodium/hydrogen exchanger 9-like. The record is from RefSeq and is a predicted model, not a curated record. NCBI's taxonomy places the organism in Eukaryota, Metazoa, Chordata, Actinopteri, Pomacentridae. Gene Ontology annotation, molecular function: sodium:proton antiporter activity. The coding region runs from base 29 to 1846 and encodes 605 amino acids. Gene Ontology annotation, cellular component: membrane; recycling endosome. The transcript is spliced from 16 exons. Gene Ontology annotation, biological process: regulation of pH; proton transmembrane transport; sodium ion transport.
UUCCGAAAAGUUUGACCUGGCUUUGAAGAUGUCGGCCUCUGUUAAACACAAGCAGGACGAUACAGCGUUACUGGUGCUCGCUGCACUUAGUUUGGCUCUUCUCACUAUGCUCAGCGUGUGGAAGUUGAAACAGUUCAAAUACAGACUCAUAAAUGAAGCUGGAGCUGCAAUGCUUUAUGGUAUCCUUCUGGGUUUAACUGUGAAAUGGUUGUGGUUUGGCCAAAGCGAGCAUAUGGAGAACGUAGAGAACAUGUGCACCUGUCGCGGUCUGAACAACACGCCUCACAUCCUGAUGGUCAACACAACAUCACAUGGGCACUGCUACAGACAUGUUGGAAAAUCCAACCAAAGAUGCCCACUGAUCUCAGCCCCUCAUGCGGAGACCUUUGAUCCGGAGGUCCUUUUCAAUCUGUUCCUGCCACCCAUCAUAUUCCAUGGAGCUUACACCCUUAAUCAGAAACGAUUCAUUGAGAACCUGGGAUCUGUUCUAACCUACGCUUUUUUGGGUACCAUAAUCAGCUGCAUGUGCAUAGGGGCUUGCAUGUACGGCUUCACCAGACUGAUUGGCCAAGCAGCAGAUGGAGAAUUCUUCCUCACCGACUACCUCCUGUUUGGGGCCAUUAUGUCAGCCACUGACCCAGUCUCAGUCCUUGGCCUGCUGUCAGAGCUGCGCGUGGACUUGGAUCUGCACACCCUGCUGUUUGGCGAGAGCGUCCUGAAUGAUGCCGUGGCCAUCGUCCUGACACACGCCAUCACCACCUACAACCAGGCAGGUGCCGGACACGUCUUCGACCCUGCUGCCUUUUUCCUCUCUGCUGGGCUUUUUCUUGGAGUUCUUGUUGGCUCCAUCUUCAUAGGUUUCAUAUUCACAGUAAUAACAGCCCUCCUCACUAAAUUCACUCGACUGCAUGAGAAUCCCCUGCUGGAGACAUCAGUCUUCUUCCUGCUCUCCUGGAGCAGCUUCCUCUCAGCCGAAGCCGCUGGACUUUCAGGUAUCGUGGCAGUGUUGUUUUGCGGCUUAAGCCAGGCAAGAUACACAGUUCUCAAUUUAUCCCCUGAGGGCAAGACAAGGACCAAACAGCUCUUUGAAGUCUUCAACUUCCUGGGGGAGAUUUUCAUCUUCGGCUACAUGGGAUAUGUAUUGUUGGCGUCUCCUCACCAUGUCUUCAAUGCUGUCUUCAUUUCUGGGGCAUUUCUAUCCAUCUUUAUUUCAAGAGCGUGCAACAUCUACCCUUUGUCUUUCCUGCUAAACCUGGGCCGUACCAACAAGAUUCCCUGCACCUUCCAGCACUUCAUGAUGCUUGCAGGUUUGAGGGGAGCUGUAGCUUUUAGCCUGGCUGCAAGAGACACAUCCACAAAAGUGAGACGCACCAUCCUCAGCACCACUCUGCUGCUGGUCGGCUUCACCAUCUGGGUGCUGGGUUCGGUUUCUGAUCCCGUGCUGCGGCGUCUGGACAUCAGAGUGGGGGUGGAUGCUGAUGAAAAUCCACAGGACCCUUCUUUUGAGGUUGCUACAGGGAGGCCAGACACAACACGAGGCCUGUGGCACCGGCUGGACUACAAAUAUCUAAAGCCACUGUUGACACACUGCGGCCCCCCGCUGACCGACUCGCUGCCACAGUGCUGUGGUGUGUUUGCCAGAGUCUUCAGUAGCCCCCGUGUGCAGGAGCUUGGCGUUCAGGAGCAGCUGGUUGAGAUUGAACCAGAAGAUUCAAACUUGGAUUCGAUAAAAGCAGAGAACCACCUCGCAUCCACAGGAGGCGACUCUGGAUCCGAGCACCAGGAGGACCUGGUGGAGGGAGACCUGGGCCUUGGCACCGCUCCAGCUCACAUCAGGGAAGCCUGAAGCUCCAGGAACCACCUCUAGCCCCGUCUUAUCAGCCCUUGUUGCCCCGAUGCUAAGGCUCGGCCUCCCACGGUGAAUCGGGUCACUGGUCAGGGCAUCUGAAAGCAACCAGCUGGGAGUCAGACUUAGUGUGGCUCCCCAAAGGUCACGCACCCCCCAUGUGCUGACAUGCAUACAAAGACACACUCACACAGGAAGAGAAAACAAUUACAAAGGCCGGUGCUGUUUCUGUUGCUCUGCUGAUGCUUUUCUUGGCUUGAUUUGCUUCCGUUUCAAGGAAUUUAAUAGCUUAAAUUUUAAGCACCUGUCCUACUCAUGUGUGCAAAGUACACAUUUCACCCAAAAACCAGAACUGUAAUGGAACAGCUCUAAUUAAAAUGCAAUAUGCUAAG